This is a messenger RNA of Mucor mucedo, 1449 nucleotides long. RefSeq lists its product as uncharacterized. NCBI's taxonomy places the organism in Eukaryota, Fungi, Mucoromycota, Mucoromycetes, Mucorales, Mucoraceae. Gene Ontology annotation, cellular component: transcription export complex 2. The record is from RefSeq and is a predicted model, not a curated record. Gene Ontology annotation, molecular function: RNA binding; double-stranded DNA binding. Bases 100 to 972 code for a protein of 290 amino acids. Gene Ontology annotation, biological process: transcription elongation by RNA polymerase II; poly(A)+ mRNA export from nucleus; post-transcriptional tethering of RNA polymerase II gene DNA at nuclear periphery. The transcript is spliced from 4 exons.
GCAAAAAUUUGUAAUUUGUAGGUGGAUAAAACGGGAUUAAAAGGAAAGGCACGUAAAGCAAAUACAGCUGCUCGAUUACUUUCGAAAGUGUUUAAUAUCAUGUUGGCAGAUCGUUCACCUAUUGACAGUUCUAAACGACAAGGUAUAUUUCAUGUCACUAAUUUGGCCUUCAAGGUUUACUUUCGCUUAAAUUCGAUGCGCAUGUGUCAAACCUUUAUUUCCAAUAUUCGUACGGGUGGAUUGGACCUAGACCUCUUUCCAAUCAGUCAACAAGUCACGUAUAAAUACUACCUGGGAAGAUACGCAUUAUACAAUGGUCAAUUGAAAAAGGCUCAGGAUUGCUUGCUGUUUGCUUUUCAAAAGUGUCACAUAGGACAUUGGCAUAAUAAGCGAGUGAUUCUUCAUUACUUGAUACCAACACGCAUUAUCUUGGGACAUUUUCCUUCAUUGCAAUUACUAGAAACCUACGAAUUGACAGCACCUUAUGCUGACCUCCUAAAGGCUUUACGGUCCGGUCAUUUGAAGGGGUAUUUGCAACACUUGGAAACCUACUUUGAUUACUUUUAUAGUCAUCUGACCUACCUGUUAUUAAAAGAAAGGGGGAUCGUGCUUGUUUGGCGUUGUUUAAUUAAAAACAUGUAUCAUCAAAAGCAAAAGUUAAAUCAGACAAUUCCUGUCAUUGAAUUUCGGGACUGUUUAAAAGCAUUUUAUUUCGCUUCUCCAACAGGUACAUCGUAUACGGUGGAAGACAUGGAAUGCAUUCUCGUAUCACUGGUGAGCCAGAAUUACAUUCGAGGUUAUCUGCAACACAGUAAACAACGUCUCGUACUAAGUAAAGUAAAUGCAUUUCCUCCUAUUUCGCAUGUCCGAGUUCACGUUGAGCGUUACAAUGAAGCCGUACUAGAAGAUCAUAUGAUGCAUGCUCAACCACCUUUACCCGAAGAGAUCCAAGCUUACAUUGAUCAUGAAUAACAACAGUGAUAAACAUUACGUUUUUUUAUAAUAUAUAAAAAAAUCACGAUACAUAAAAUAAAGAAAUUAAAAAAAAAAAAAGGUAUUUAUUAAAAGAAUAUUUAUCCACCGAAACCAUAGAGGGUACGGCCUUGUCUCUUGAGAGCAUAGACAACAUCUAAAGAGGUGACAGUCUUUCUCUUGGCGUGUUCAGUGUAAGUGACGGCAUCGCGAAUGACGUUUUCAAGGAAGACCUUGAGGACACCACGGGUUUCUUCGUAAAUGAGACCAGAGAUACGCUUGACACCACCACGACGAGCGAGACGACGAAUAGCAGGCUUGGUAAUACCUUGAAUGUUAUCACGGAGAAUCUUUCUGUGACGCUUAGCUCCUCCCUUUCCGAGUCCUUUACCACCUUUUCCACGACCAGUCACUAUUAGAUACAAUGAGUACAAUUGAUCAUUUCAUGAGACAUAAUUUUUUUUUUUUUUUUUUUAU